UGCAAUGAAAGAUUAAUUUAUUCAUUUAGACUUAUUGCAUCUAUCCAUAACUUCUAGAUCCUUACAAAGUGUUUUAAAACCACAUAUAUGAAAUCAGUAUGACAAAAAGAUAGUUAAAAGGAUCUCACUCCAAAAACCUUCCCCAGCCCUAAAUAAAACAAUUGCCCCAAAAUCCCAGACCUCCACAGAACAUAUACACCUGCAAUGUAUAAAAAAUUUCCUUCAAGCAAAUUUUCUCUGCCACUUCCAUAUCUACCCCAGUCAGACCGCCUCACGUGAAAAAGACUGGGUGUAUGCCCUGAAGGUUCACCAAAUACAGGCUCAAAUGAAACAAGGAAGGAAGCAAAUUCCAGAGACCAGAACUCCUCACUAAGAAUAUCCUGCUGCUGUCUCCUUUUUAGACUUGGAAUGGGUAUUAGUUCAAGUACAUCAAAUACUUGCAAAUGUCCUGCAAAAAGAGACUCUCAAAUAGGCCAGACCAUUUAGGUCAUCACAGGAUAGAACCAGUAACUUCAACUAUACCCCAAAAUGAACUGUCAGCUAGGGCAUGUCACAAUGCUCAGGUGUAAUAUUUUGUGUGAAACAUCACUUCAUAAACAGGCCUGUGAUUUCUGUACUAGCUGCCAUUUCCAGAUGUUUUAAGAUAUAGCCCCAUUACAAUAAUCCAAGGAAGAUUAUUACAAUAAGAUCUGUAUCUUGGGGGAGGAAAAAAAGACACAACCUCCUCCUAAGUGCAAAUGAUAAAAUGUGCUCUUAGGAACAGCUGCCAUCUGAGUAAUCAAGAACAGCUAGGGAUCCAACAAACCCCCCAGGCUGUGAACCUUUGAAACAGUGGGCAUACCCUCUCAACUAAGGAUGCUAAUAUCCCAAUUCUUCCACUUGCUUCUCCCAUCCCUAUAAGCAUUUUUCCUGUCAUUCCUGCACAGUAGCGGGAAUCCCUGGGUAACUUAAGCCUGGUCUAUAGUACAAAGGUAGGCCUAUAUAAGCUGCCCAGUGCAUGUGUCUACACUGAAACUUGUCUUCCACCGAUGUGAGCUCCCCAUUACGCCAACAUACUAAUACCACUUCCCCAAGAACUGUUGAGCUAUGGUUGAUGUAUUGUGGUUGACGCAGCACGAAUGUAGACACUGCAUUACCUAUGUCGACCCUAAUAGUCCUCCAGCAGCUUUCCCACAAUACCCAACACUGACCGCUUUGGUCACAGUUGUGAACUCCACUGCCCAAGGGUCAUGGAGACUGGAAGCUCUCCCUACCUUCCCCUUAAGCCCUGCAUGUUUUUGAAAUGCCUUUUAGUGAUUGUCCAUUUUGGUGAGCACACUUAGCAGCUCUCCACUGUUGCAUGCAACUGCCCAGCUGACUAUGCUGGCUACAUGCUUGGGCCUGUGGAGAGAAGAGGCUGUGAAGGCACAACCUCGGAUCGCCCACAGAAACAUGGACAUCUACGAUUAAAUUGAAUGGUGGAUGCAGGGAUCAUCAGCAGUGCUGCAUGAAAGUGAAGGAACAGCAGCAGGCAUAUCAGAAGGCCAGGGAAGCCAACAGUCAAUCCAGUGCCAAGCUGCAGACCUGGCACUUUCACAAAAAGAUGCAUGCCAUACUUGGCGGAGAUCCCACCACCACUUCACACAGCGAGGAGAAGGUGGAGGAGGAAGAGGCGAGGAUGGGGGAUGUGACCAAGGGAUCCAACUGUGGGGUGAGUAGGGACCUGUUUGAGACUCCACCACAAUCCAGUCAGUUGAGCAUGUGCAAACCUGAUGCAGAGGAAGGAAUCUCGGCUGCUGCUGUUGAGGCCGUGAGGGGUUCCCCCUCCAUACCCGUGGAAUGCCUGAGCCAGAUAAGGAAGAGAAAUAAGAGAUUCAGGAUGACAUGUUCAGCAAGAUCCUGCAAGCCAGUGCUGUAUCAGACCCUGAACAGAGGACCUGGAGAAUUAAUAUUGCACUGUAUGGAGAAAGGCCCAGAUGCCAGAGAGGGAGAUGCACCAGGAUAUAAUGGGAUUUCUCUGGCAGCAAACACAGAUGCUGUAGAGUCCUGUGGACCUAUGGGUUCAAUAAUCCUGGACUCACCUCCCUUUGGUGAACUCCAGUACAUGGAGAAUUCCACUAUAGCACACUCCACCCCCCAAUAACCACUGCACAACAUUCCACAGAGUAUCAGGAGUCACGUUCCUACCCCUACCAGUCCACAGUAGGAGAUAUUAAGGACAACUACAGCUUCACCUAUGAGAGCCAUGGUAGCUGUAUGUGUAGCUAAAAUGGACAUGAAGGUUCAUUCUUCAAGCUCUGUUCCAUACAUUUAUUAAGGUUUUAAUGUGUUUGCUUUUAACUUGCACAAAAUUUUUUGAAGUGUUUUCAUAACUCAAUAAAACAGUAUUGUU
Mauremys reevesii (Reeves's turtle) is the source of this 2371-nucleotide messenger RNA. RefSeq lists its product as uncharacterized. Lineage: Eukaryota; Metazoa; Chordata; Testudines; Geoemydidae. The coding region runs from base 1487 to 2122 and encodes 211 amino acids. The record is from RefSeq and is a predicted model, not a curated record. The transcript has 2 exons.